Eimeria mitis is the source of this 987-nucleotide messenger RNA. RefSeq lists its product as uncharacterized. Gene Ontology annotation, cellular component: plasma membrane. Bases 1 to 987 code for a protein of 328 amino acids. Gene Ontology annotation, molecular function: glucosyltransferase activity. NCBI's taxonomy places the organism in Eukaryota, Apicomplexa, Conoidasida, Eucoccidiorida, Eimeriidae. The transcript is spliced from 3 exons. The record is from RefSeq and is a predicted model, not a curated record.
AUGGCGGGGGCGCUGCGAGGACCGCCUUAUACAAUCGAGCAGACUAUUUGGUACGUGGUGAAGAUGCAAUACAGGUUUCAAACAGACAGCAUGUACAAUCAGCUGGAGGACGUGUGUGUAAGCAUUUUGAAUUUGUCUUUGAUGGAAGUGCCACCUGGCAGCCCACUCCUAGGACCCGAAAUUUUACUCGCUUCUCUCGAUGAGUAUCAUUCGCGUUUGUUCGCGAAUUAUUACAAAUGGUGCGACUACUUGGGGGCUGAGCCUUUCCCCUGGAGGUCUCCCCCGUGGCUCGACGACAGCUUUUGUGCACAGGACACUUCCGUGGCAGCGGGCGAGGCUGCCGACAGCACAGGGAAUCCAACAGCGAAAAAUUGUUCCUCACAGAUGCGUCAAGAUAUCCAGCAGAUGAUGUUUGAGGUCGCCACGUUUAAGCUGCUUUGGGCAGAGGCGGCAAACCUUCGCCACACACCUGAGCUCCUGUGCUGGCUGUUUCACUGGCUUUGUAUGGCGUGGGAAAAGAAGUACAGACCUGAAGAGGAUUUCGUCGAUCUGAUCCGCGACGUUAUUCAACGAAUUCGGGAUGAACAAUGGUACAUGGCAUCCUCUCUGCGCACCCCUGACCACAAUGCACGACUGAUCUACGACGACUUCAACGAGUUGUUUUGGAGCCGCCAGUGCCUCGACAUCCUUCACCGAUUCACCAAAGAGACGGAGGCUUCUGCACAAGAAAUAGCACAGACAGUUCAAGUGAUACAUCCUUCAGCUGACACCGAGCCGUUUUCAGACCAUCAGCUUGCCUCAAAGCCAAUCCAAAAGCCACAACCCAAGAACUGUCCAAUGGGACUGUCCGUAUCCCGUGAAAGCUUGAACGCUGUAGUAGCUGAACUCUCCUCAGCGUCAAAGCCUGGAUCUGGAAUCAAAACUUUCGUAGAGCACAGAAGUUACGCACAAGUGAGGCUUACCCAGUGCUUUUGCAGGCCAGCCUAG